UACAUUUCAUUUAUUAAAGUCUCGCGUCGUUUGUAUUUUCUUAAAAGUAAAUGUGGAUUUAAAAUGUCUACAAAUGUGCGAGGCAUAUACUGCUUUGGCUAUUUCUUAGUGAUGAUUCAAUUGUAUUGAUAUAAUAUGCGGAGGGAGGAAGUGAAUUAGUAUAGCCUGUGAAAAUAGGUUAUUUCUCUAAGCAGUUUCGCUUUAAAAAUAUCGGUUCUUAUAUUGUUUGUUGUUGUUGUUUUACAGUAAUAUUGAACAGAGUCGUAGAAAUGAGUACAGAUGUCAAAAUACCUAUGCGUGAACAGGACGAACACGGUGGUGAACAGGAUUCAAAAAGUGACCCACUAUUGGAAAAAAACCCGAUGAUACAUAGGUCUAUGUCAGCAGAGAGUCGAAAGAGUAUUAGGGAGGACACGCACAAACAAAUCUACAAGUCUGCUAUCAUUCUGUUCGGGGUCUUGAAUAUUCUAUUGUUGGUACUGAACGCUCUAGCAGGGUACUACCUGGCAAGCGAGAAGGCACCACCUCAACCAACCUCCCGACUCUGUGUCCGAUGUCAGGAUAUCAAAGGGCACCCAGACGAUGUUAAGGCAUGGAAACACAUUGUACAAGAGAACGAUACGUGUUGCCUUGACGACCCCAAACAUCUCAACUAUCUGGUGGAAUACUACACAGAACGAUGGAUGAAAGCACGCCUUACGAACAGCAAUAAAACGUUUCAAUACUGCAAGGACCCAACACGUGAUGAAUUCCAAGCGAGACCUACCAUUAAAGUCAUGGGCUUCAGCGAACCACAGAUACAUCCGGAGCAUCACCGCUUGCACUGGGAUCAGAACCAUCCACUAGCCCUUGUUCCGCAUCCUACCAAGAUACAGUAUUUGGAAGAUGACGCGCAAAUUGAGAUAAAGCAGGCUGGUGUAUACCACGUGUACAGUCAGGUUCAUUUUGACCAUAAGCAGAACAGCGACAAUCUUCAGCCUGUGGUCUUCUCGCACAUGAUUUACAUGAAGAAAGCAGGGACUUCAACAGGUGAUGGAACCAUCGUAAUGCGGAGCCGGGAGACAGAAUGUGAGAGCGAGGAUCCACGGGUUGUGGGGUCAAGUUACCUGGCUAGCUCCCUGCAGCUUGAGGAUGGGGACAGGCUGUAUGUCAAAGUCUAUACAAAAGAUGACGUCCUGGCCCAGCCACAGAUGAACUUCUUUGGGGCUCACAUGCUGUAGUGACGGUAACUUGACCUUACGUAAACCGUACGCUGCUUAAAAGUGUACAGGUAUACCCCGUCAAGUUACGGACAGAGUAUAUGCGAUAAUUUUAUUGAAACUAAAUAUAUUUAACACAAAAUUAGAUUGUUUAUUACUCAGAUUUCAUAUUUUCUUCGUUUUGAUUGUGUUAAAUCGGGACGCGAUCUCAUUUUUUAUUAGCCACAUCCUUAUUAGUCAUAGUGUAAUUAUCUAUUCAAGAAAGAAGAAAAAAAUA
Molecule: messenger RNA, 1476 nt
Organism: Mya arenaria
Lineage: Eukaryota; Metazoa; Mollusca; Bivalvia; Myida; Myidae
Exons: 7
Coding region: 270-1220 (316 amino acids)
Biological process (GO): immune response
Cellular component (GO): membrane
Molecular function (GO): tumor necrosis factor receptor binding
Source: RefSeq, a predicted model, not a curated record